Messenger RNA from Nerophis ophidion (straightnose pipefish), 7948 nucleotides. RefSeq names its product gamma-aminobutyric acid receptor subunit beta-2-like. The record is from RefSeq and is a predicted model, not a curated record. Gene Ontology annotation, cellular component: synapse; neuron projection; membrane. NCBI's taxonomy places the organism in Eukaryota, Metazoa, Chordata, Actinopteri, Syngnathiformes, Syngnathidae. The transcript has 10 exons. Gene Ontology annotation, molecular function: extracellular ligand-gated monoatomic ion channel activity; GABA-A receptor activity; neurotransmitter receptor activity. Gene Ontology annotation, biological process: signal transduction; regulation of membrane potential; nervous system process. The coding region runs from base 243 to 1811 and encodes 522 amino acids.
CACGCGCAUCAUCAUCACCACCACCAUCAUCAUCAUCACCGCCAUCAUCAUCCUCCCCAUCCUCAUCCUCACCAGUCUUCACGUUUAGUGGCAGACUGCGCAUGCGCCCGGCAUUGGAAUUACCGCACUGGCAAGAAUAAGUUGUGGCUCGUCUUGUCUUCGCUCUCUUUUUUUUUUUUUUUUUUUUGUUUUGAAUCAAAAAAAGAGAGGUUCUUGGCAACCGACGCCAUAAGAAGAAGAACAUGUUAAGAAGAAGAAGAUGGUGUUUUUGUGCCGAGGUGCUCCCUCUCGUAGUAGCCGUGGUGUGCGCACAAAGUGUCGGUGUGAAUGAUCCGAGCAAUAUGCCUUUGGUUAAAGAGACGGUGGAUAGACUGUUGAAGGGUUAUGAUAUACGAUUGAGGCCAGAUUUUGGAGGUCCACCGGUGGGAGUGGGGAUGAACAUAGACAUCGCCAGCAUAGACAUGGUGUCAGAAGUCAAUAUGGACUACACACUGACGAUGUACUUCCAGCAGGCCUGGCGAGAUAAGCGCUUGUCCUAUUCGGAGAUCCCCCUCAACCUGACGUUAGAUAACCGCGUGGCUGACCAGCUCUGGGUGCCUGACACCUACUUCCUCAAUGACAAGAAGUCGUUCGUCCACGGUGUCACUGUGAAAAACAGGAUGAUCCGACUGCACCCGGAUGGCACCGUGCUCUACGGUUUGAGAAUCACGACCACUGCAGCUUGCAUGAUGGACCUCAGAAGGUACCCACUGGAUGAGCAGAACUGCACACUAGAGAUUGAAAGUUAUGGUUAUACGACAGACGACAUCGAGUUCUACUGGCGGGGCGGCAACAACGCUGUGACGGGGGUGGACAGGAUUGAACUGCCACAGUUCUCCAUUGUGGAUCACAAGCUCAUCUCCAAGAACGUUGUCUUUUCCACAGGAUCGUACCCACGCCUGUCUUUGAGUUUUAAGCUGAAGAGAAACAUCGGGUACUUUAUCCUGCAAACAUACAUGCCUUCAAUCCUCAUCACCAUUCUGUCCUGGGUCUCCUUUUGGAUCAACUAUGAUGCAUCUGCCGCCAGAGUGGCUCUAGGUAUUACCACGGUGCUGACCAUGACUACCAUCAACACCCACCUGAGAGAAACCCUCCCCAAAAUUCCAUAUGUCAAAGCUAUUGACAUGUACCUCAUGGGAUGCUUCGUCUUUGUGUUUCUGGCCCUCCUGGAGUACGCGCUGGUCAACUACAUCUUCUUCGGAAAGGGUCCUCAGCGCCAGAAGAGGGCUGCGGAGAAAACGGCUACAGCCAACAAUGAAAAGAUGAGGAUGGAUCCAAACAAAUGGCUGGUGGGCAAUGUCGUCGGCCGAGAUGACACCUUGUACACGAGGAUGAAACAAAGGGAACUCGAUGGUCAUGACUCAAUGUGGGAGCCCAUUUUUAUGGACGACGCCGCCAUUGGACUUGGGGACCAGAAGAAUACGAUGGACCAACAUGAAAACAUCUUGCUGAGCACCCUCGACAUCAAGAACGACAUGGGGAUUACAGAGCUGGCCCUGGGUCUGAACGACCCCCGGAACACCAUGCUAACAUACGACAGCUCCACCCUGCAGUACCGCAAAGCAGGGCUGGCCCGCCACAACUUUGGCCGAAACACAUUGGAGCGCCACAUGACUCAGAAGAAGACUCGACUAAGGAGGCGCACCUCGCAGCUAAAGAUCAACAUACCAGACUUGACUGAUGUCAACUCCAUAGACAAAUGGUCGAGGAUGAUCUUCCCAACGGUCUUUUCCUUCUUCAACAUCGUUUACUGGCUUUACUAUGUCAACUAAAAAGGAGGACUGCAGACAGAAAAAUAACUUCAAAAUGUCUUCUAUGUAUUUAAUUUAAGUAGUUAUAUUUGUGUCUUGUAAAACUAGACGGACACUACAUCCAGGACCGGAUACAUCAUGUCUUGGAAUGCCACAUUUUGCUGACUUACACAUGAAAAGCUUAUAGAGGGAAGAUAAAACAAAAGGUGCCUGUUUUAAAAUAUUUUUUUUUAGAAUUUACACAUAUUGGUUUUUCAUACUUUUUUUUAAUUAAUUAUAUUUACAGUACAGUAUGUUAUUGCCAAACUAUAUACACGUUUAAAUGUAUCAGGUCAUUUGAGAUGAAUACUAAUGAAAUUGUUUUGUUAAUAAUUUAUUCGAACAUAUUGUAAAUACUAUUUUUCGGACACUCUUUUAUUCAUCAUUCGGAUAAUACAAUAAUAACACAUAUAUGAAUAAGCACUGGAAGUUUAUGGAUUUAGUGGUAUUUGACUAUGUUUACACUGUAGGCCGAAGUAGCCCAAAUGUGAUUUUUUUUCAUCAGCUUAAUGGUUACACUGCUAGUAAAAUGUGAUCUUUAUCAGACUCCAGUAUAAACGUGUACAGGCCCCGAUGUGGCCCCGACAUCACAUUCAUGCGCAGUUCGAUAAAGUAAAAAACAAUAGAGGUAAACCAGAUUCCGUAAAUGAACAAGGAAGUUGCUAAUACUACUACUUUGCAAAAUAAAAGUCACCACACUUUAAAUUUUUAUAAUUAUUUUUUAACGUGAAAAUUAAUUAAAGGUAUAAAAUGUAUGAAUAUAUAGUGUAAUAUAUUUGGGAGGGUUCCAAGUUUCAGUUAUGGCUGUUAAGUAUAGGAGACACUGACAUCAGCGUGGAUCUACGUUAGCUUUAUUUUUCAACUCCACUGAGUAAACAACUUAUGUAAUGUACGUAACAUGCAAAUACGCUACUGCGUACACGUCAAUUUAAGUCCAACAUUUGUUAUUUAUUUGGAAUCAAAUUAUAUAUAUAUAUAUAUAUAUAUAUAUAUAUAUAUAUAUAUAUAUAUAUAUAUAUAUAUAUAUAUUACAUAUAGCCGAUGAUUUCCGCAUGCUUGACUCAUGAUGCACCGAAAAUUUGGCUACAGAGAAAAUACUUUGCUCAGCGAAACCGGAUGUUGUGAUGAUGUAUCCACUUUUGCUGAAGGGCAACGUCUUUUUUUAGCACACAGGAAUGAGGUAGCUUUCCCAAUGAUGACGUAAAAGUCAAACUCUGGUCGUACUGCUGUUUAGACUACAGUCAGAUUUGAAAAGAUCCGAUUACAAUCGGUUUCAGAUUUGAAACAAAUCGGAGCGUUUAGAUUGGCAAAAAAUAUCCAAUCUGCGACACUUGCAGAGUAAACUGGGCCAAAGAAAUAUCAUCUAGUAAUAUUUCUGUAAGGACAAACAACAGCAUGCUAACUGUGCUAAUAAGUAAAGAAAGUAGCUUUGCACACAUACAUAAAAGCACAAACCUUAACUCAUUAUAUCCAUUCCUAAAAUGACUUAUUCUUCUUGCUGACUUGGCUGUGAUUCAAUCAGGUCAUUAUAAGAACAGUAAGUUGAAAAUAUUAUGAUUUAAAAAUAUACAUUUCAGUGUCUUUUCGCAUUUACAAAGGGAAAUUUUGUAUAAAUGUUUUGCACACAAAAUGCUAAAAGCCAUAGAGGCUGCACCAUUGGUACAACUCCCGGUGCUUAUACUGUAAGGUUCUAAUUACUGGAACUUCAGUAGAACGUGAAAAAUUAAAAAUGUAAAAAUUGUAUUUGAAAUAAUAUACAAUUAAAACCAAAAAGGCUAUUAAACAUUUUUGACAAUGAUUUUUUUUCUAUUUACUUCCAUUUUUUUUUGCAAAUUAAAUACCUCAGUGGGGCUUUAGUACAAAAAAAAAAUAGUUUUUGGAUGUAGAAUUUGAAAUGUAAAAGUAAAAUCCAAAUACUUUCCAAAACUGACAUUUCAAUCCAGAAUGUAGACUUUGACCCUUAGACAUGGCAAUGGUGUACGGUCUUAAUGGCUAAAGUCACUAUCAGAUUUUAGAAAAUCUAGCUGUUUAUGUCCUGUAACGGACACAUCACUCAACUUUGUGUUUUCAGGGGAAUUUUGUAUGUUUAUGUGUGUUGGUUUUUCAUAGAGUCAGAAAAACUAACAAAUACAUUUCCCGGGUUUACCUAAAACACAAACUAUGUUUUAACAUUGAUUUUGUGUCAGUGACUAAUAGGGUUGGGCGAUGUGGCCUAAAUUCUAUAUUACGAUAUGAUUUGCAGCUUUAUGCGCUAAAAAUAUUAAUUGAACUAUUUCAAAACAAGUUAUAAAGCAUAUUAAUUUGGCAGGUGAUGUAUGCGGUAACAUUUGUGGGAGUAGUAUUAUGGUUCUAUUCACUGUUCUGUUAAAAUGUAACAAUAUCUCAUUAUUCUAUUGUGUGGGUACGACAAUACGACAAUUUUGGAUACGACCCAACACCAAACAGUUACAGGGGCAUUAUUGGCCAUACCAAUGUUCACACCUAUGAAUUUAAACACAAUCAUAAUCAAAUAGAAAAAGACAGAGGAUGGAAGUGUAACAAUACAAAUUAAAUAUCCUUAUUCACUUCCAUUAAGUACAAUAUUUUGAGCAAAAUAAACCCAAUACUUACCAUAUUUUUUGGAUUACAAAUCGCUUUGGAGUAUAAAUCGCACCUGCCGAAAAUGCAUAAUAAAGAAGGAAAAAAACAUAUAUAAGUCGCACUGGAGUAUAAGUCACAUUUUUUGGGGAAAAGUAUCUGAUAAAACCCAACACCAAGAAUAGACAUUUGAAAGGCAAUUUAAAAUAAAUAAAGAAUAGUGAACAACAGGCUGCAUAUGUGUACGUUAUCCAUCCAUUUUCUGCCGCUUAUUUCCUUUGGGGUCGCGGGGGGCGCUGGCGCCUAUCUCAACUACAAUCGGGCGGAAGGCGGGGUACACCCUGGACAAGUCACCAUCUCAUCGCAGAAGUGUACGUUAUCUGACGCAUAAAUAACCAACUGAGAAGGUGCCUGGUAUGUUAACGUAACAUAUUAUGGUAAGAGUCAUUCAAAUAACUAUAACAUAUAGAACAUGCUAUACGUUUACCAAACAAUCUGUCACUCCUAUUUGCUAAAUCCGAUAAAAACCUUAUACGUCUACUCCCUUACCUGAAUGAGCUAAAUAUUAUUAUUUGAUGUUUUACGGUAAUAUGUUAAUAAUUUCACACCUAAGUCGCGCUUUGGUUUAAGUCUUACCUGCGGCCGAACUAUGAAAAAAAAAAGUGACUUAUAGUCCGAAAAAUACAGUACUUCUAAAUAACUUAACAUAAGCAAAAACUUAUAUUGGCUCUGAUUUAAAUCUGUUGUUUUUUGUAAUUAAAACUUUCCUGAGUUUCUAAACAAUAACAUAUAUGAAAAAAACUAUAUUGAGAUCGUAAAAUCUUGAUCUAAUCACUGUAGUAUUGACCAUUAGCAGAUAAUAUACUUAUUGUAUCCCCCGACACUAUACACUAUGGAGUGUAAGAAAUAUACAUUAUUUGCUACCAUGGAGGUGAUAAUUAGUUGGCCGCUACAUUGCCUUGAGGAUGUGGCUUUUCACUGUGGAGCGACAAUAUCCGCCAGCUCCUUAGCAAAGACGCUACUUCGCGUUGAGGAUGCGGUCGUUUGCUUGUUGCCGUCAAAUUUGCGGGACACAGAUAGAAUGUGCCAUCAACGUGUUUUAUCACGAUAAUAUUAAAAGCUCUAUUGCCCACCAACUGUAUAUAAUUUGAAUCAUAUAUAGUCUAUAAUGCACAACCCUAUUGAUCACUUAAUAUUUCAGGUUUCUACAAAAACAUAGCCAUGAUACUCUGUUCAUAAAUGACUAAUUAGUAAAAUAAUUUUAAUGACUCACUUGUUUCUAUGAUACAAUUUCAACUCAAGAAAAUUCAGUGUAAACCUGGCAGCCUCGGACCUGAUGUUUACAUGCAAUCAUCAGGGUCAGGACCUUGUGCUAUGGAAGCCACUGACAGUUGCACACACGUUUUGCUGUUUUUUGUUUAGUGUUCAAAACUAAAACAUUUUAUCUUUGAUAAAUGAGUUUAUUGUAUAAGUAAGUAAAAAUAUAUCAUAUUAAGUUGUAACCAAGAAAAUUAUGUUUUAUAUAGGUAAAGAUGAUUUUAACGCCCAUUUGAGAUAAUGUUCCUAAAGUCAAUUCUAGCUAAGUAUGUAAAUAUCAGCUAUAACCUCACCAAUCAAUUGGAAUAUGUAAUUGUUGUAAAUAAAUUAAUGAUUGUGAGCUUUCUACAGAACUGAACAAUAUGGGAAUCCCAGUGUAAUUUCUAUUUCAUCAUAAGAACAAUGCAUAGGCUGAUGUGGGAAACAAUGUACAUAGUAUAUAUUUUACAGUCUCAUUUGAUCACUUUUUGUCCCAAACUAAUUUGGUUGGUUUUGCCAAACAUGUAAUCAGGAAUGUAGAAUAUAUUAUUUUGCAACUAACAUGUUUUUUUUUUUGGUUUGUUUUGCAGAAUUUGUUGCACCAGGAAUUAGGAGAAACAAAACUGUACCUUGUUUUCACUCACAACCAGUAGCCCCGGAUUUAAAUCAUCUCAGGUCACGGCGAUACACACUACUGAAAAUAUAACAAUUACACAAGAAAAACUUCAAGGACAGAGAACUUGUUUAAGAUGUUUCUGUGGAACAUUUGUGUUUUAUAUCCGUUAACAUUGUUUACAAUUGUUUUACUACAUACAGUACACUAAGAAAUAACAAUAUUGUUUCAGUCUAAACAAAAAACAUUGGCCAUUUUAAAUAUGUUCAAUUUUAAUCAUUAUUAUUUACGAAGGAGUAGCAGGGCCACACUGAAAAGGAAACCAUAAUUAUAUUAUGACAGUACUUGCUUACUCAGUGGCCUUGUGGUUAGUGUCCGCCCUGAGAUUGGUAGGUCCUGAGUUUUAUAGUCAUACCAAAGACUAUAAAAAUGGGACACAUGGCCUCCCUGCUUGGCACUCAGCAUCAAGGGUUGGAAUUGGGGAUUAAAUCGCCAAAAUAAUUCCCGAGCACGGCCACCGCUGCUGCUCACUGCUCCCCUCACCUCCAAGGGGAUUGGUUUAAAUGCAAAGAGUCAUUUCACCACACCUAGUGUGUGUGUGUGACUAUCAGUGGUACUUUAACUUUAACUUUAACUUACUUUAAAAUUACUAGAGUACACAAGAAUAAAUGUUUUUUUUUUUCGAGAAAACAUUAUGUGAUAUUCCGAGUGCUGAUCAUUUUUUUCUCUAAUAUUAUUGCUUUUUUUCUUUAGAAAAAAAUAGAAUUAAAUACCUUAAGUUUACAGUUGUUAUGUUUUCCUCAUUUUGAAACUUUUCAGUGCUGCCCUAAUACUGCUUUGUAAUUUUUGGUAGUAGUUAUUAGUGAAUGUAGGAUCACAAGGAGUAUGUUUUAGUGAAAGUGCACUGUGCAUAUUCAUCUUCUCAUUUGUAUGUAUUUCCUUCUCAGAGUACACUGGCAACUGGCAUGUAAGUGAGGUCGACUUCAAGUUCAACACUUUAAUAUGUCUUUGUACUUCACAGCAUUUUUGUUUCAUAUAUUUUUAUACUUGUGUAAAAAAAAAUGCAAAGACUGCUCUUUGGCAAAACCUUGUAAAUUUAAAUUUCACAUAUUUAUACUAUACAAAGUGACUACUGUAUAUUGUACUUAAGGGGCUCUGAAAGCGGAUUAACAUGUAUGCUCUUGAAAGCCUUUCAGAAACCCUUGUAAAAAAAAAAGGAAAAAAAAAAGAAGUUUCUUUGUGGUUGUCAAUGGAUUUAAAAAUGGCUCUUAAGGUUUGAGGAAAUGUUUUGGAAUGGUCUCUAGGAAGGAAAGACAGACUGACAUCCUAAAAGCCUAAAUGACUCAUCUUGGUGACAGUGUACUUUUGCACACACUCACAGAAGAAGCCUUAGACUCGUGCUGCCCUGGACUACUUUUAAUCCAAGCGGCGUCAAUCCUUCUUACUUUCUCAACACCAUCCACCUCGAACAAAUCUUUGUAUGUGACCCUCACAGAAACAUUCCCAGGAACUCAGAACUGUCCCAGCUCCACCUCCAAGAUAUUCCCUGUAAAAGCCAAUGUCUGUCUCUACUAUGAAAAAAAAAAAAAAACAUGGAAAUGAUAACAUCAUCAAUAAAUAUUGUAUACAGUUC